CCCCACAACAUACCCCCUGAUCUAAUCUAUCCACGCACGCACCCAUCUCUCUCUCUCUCUCUCUCUAUCUAUCUGCAAAUAUUCUCACAUAUCAGAUUUCGCGAUCGGAGCCGGUCAACCGCGUUGUCUCACGUCGCUGCCGUGUCAGACUCUCAGUCGCCGAACCUAAACUCCGACUAACAAACAAACAAAAAAAAAAAAAAAAAAGAAGGAAAAACUCUAGCAUCGGCUACCUUCCACCAUCCACCACGGUCCCUUCCCUGCGUAUUUCUUGGUGGAUCUCUGUGAGGUGAGAGAGAGAGAGAGAGAGGGAAGGAGGCUUAAAAAGGAAACGCAGAGAAGAAAUAGGUGGAGGAAAAAAAAAAAAAAAGAAAGGCUUUUGGCUAUGGGGAAUGCCAACGGUAGAGACGAAGGAGCCAAUGGAAGGAACGGUGACGAUGAUAGUCUUAACGGAGGACGAUCCAACGGCGAUUUCGGGAUGCGUGGCGGCUACGCGCCGGCUCCUCCUGGUCGCAUGGCCUCUUCUGAGUUCAUGGAAAACAACACUCCCCCUGGAAGUCCCAGACGCGCCGUUUCUCCGAUCUUGUUCGGCUCUCAGGUUCCAGUAGCUCCAUUGCGAAGGGGUGAUGGAUCUCCCUUGUACCCUCAAAUGUGGCAGAACAAUUCUCGUGAUGCUGGUGAUUCUCCUCCAGAGCGAGGAAUUCCUACCAUGAUUACAUGGAGCUAUGAUGGUAGCAAUGUUGCUGUGGAGGGAUCUUGGGAUAACUGGAACUCUAGGAGAACAUUGCAGAGAUCUGGUAAAGAUUUUGCAGUUCUCAUGGUCCUGCCAUCUGGUUUAUACCACUAUAAGUUCAUUGUUGAUGGUGAAUCGAGAUACAUCCCAGAACUUCCCUUUGAAGCUGAUGAGAUGGGUCGUAUCUGUAAUCUUCUUGAUGUUCAUGAUUAUGUGCCAGAAAUCCUUGAUAGUGUAGCCGAGUUUGAUGUACCAUCAUCUCCUGACUCUACCUACAGUCAAGCAUUUCCAUCCGAGGAAGAUUUUGCGAAAGAGCCAGCGAUUGUUCCAUCCCAGCUCAAUCUAACCGUCCUUGGUAUGGAGAAUUCAGAUGAGGCUUCUUCUUCGAAGCCCCAACAUGUUGUACUCAACCACCUCUUUAUGGAGAAAGGAUGGCCCUCCCAAUCUGUGGUUGCGUUGGGUUUAACUCAUAGGUUUGAAUCCAAAUAUGUCACUGUUGUCCUCUACAAACCACUCAAAAAGUAAAUCCCACCUUUUUUUUCUUUUCUGUUUUUUUUUUUUUUUUUUUUUUUUUUUUUUAAUUUUUUGGGUCCUUGAUCUCAACUCUGUAAAGAUGACUUUAGAAAUGUAUUUUCCACUCGUGCUGUGAAAGUACAUUUGCUUAAUGGAACGGGUUUAGCAGUCUUAACUCUUGUCAA
Ziziphus jujuba (common jujube) is the source of this 1431-nucleotide messenger RNA. Its product is annotated as SNF1-related protein kinase regulatory subunit beta-1. The transcript is spliced from 5 exons. Gene Ontology annotation, molecular function: protein binding. The record is from RefSeq and is a predicted model, not a curated record. Lineage: Eukaryota; Viridiplantae; Streptophyta; Magnoliopsida; Rosales; Rhamnaceae. Bases 386 to 1258 code for a protein of 290 amino acids.